Molecule: messenger RNA, 6454 nt
Organism: Bombus pyrosoma
Lineage: Eukaryota; Metazoa; Arthropoda; Insecta; Hymenoptera; Apidae
Product: GRAM domain-containing protein 2B-like
Exons: 9
Coding region: 154-2142 (662 amino acids)
Biological process (GO): intracellular sterol transport
Cellular component (GO): plasma membrane; endoplasmic reticulum membrane; endoplasmic reticulum-plasma membrane contact site
Molecular function (GO): sterol binding; sterol transfer activity
Source: RefSeq, a predicted model, not a curated record
GAUUGUGCCACGAGGUACGACGAGUCGGUCGAUAGGUAUCCUCAGAAAUUCCACUCGAGGCAACGUGACAAGGUGUGCAGUGGCGGGUCGGACGAGUUGUUUUCUCUUCGCUCGUUUAUCCAAAAUCGGAUACAUAUAUCGGAAGGCGAAUCGAUGACGUCUGAUGCCGGAUCCACGUUUCAAAAUAACCUCAAUGAUUUCUCCAAACAGAACCAGAUGGAAAUCGCUCAAAACAAAGAUGCUUCUUCCAAAAUACUUCGGCCACGAAAGAUGUUAAUACAGACGAGCGUUAAUCUUCUCAUUUCGUCGUAUUUGACUUCUGGGCGAUUUCUUUACGAAAUUCGUGCAGCGUCUUUGUAUAUUAUAUUUCGUGUUUCACUGCAUCGACCAUCAAGGUUAUUUUUUAUGGCUCUGGGAAUUGAUCAGAUACCAGACAGCGAACUAGGAACGUUUCGGCGAACUACAUCCCUCAGAUUGGCAAAAUCACCGAACUCAAGUACCGUCAAUAGCAAUCAAUCGUACGUGUCGUCGAACGAUGAAAAAUCAUCGGUGUCCAUGACAUGGACCCCAGAUAAAGGAGAUACCAUACCAGUUCGGCCCGCCAGGCACUCCGCACCUGCGAUCGACGCACCUGCGCCGGAAUACCUCGCCAGAAAUCUUCUGCAGCUUGGCUGUCCCGCCGUGUCAAUGCCCACACCUCGUGGAGGAGUAGGGUCUGAGCCUCCGCAGAGUAGCGACAGCGAUGAACAUUCGACGGCGCAUACCCAACAACAACAACAACAACAACAACAGCAACAGCAUAGUCAUGGGCAUGGGUAUGGACAAGGACAGGUGGAUAUCUACAACUUGCCCAAAGUCCAGGUGUCGGGACCAUCGAACAUUGAUGAAUCCUCUUCCGUCGUCAAUGGGUCUGCGGGGUCCAUAGGAGCACGAUCCGCGCCCAGCACGCCUCUUCAAGUAGCUCCUGGUGCGCAACAAGCGGGCCAGCAGUCGAUUAGCGGCUCUCAGCUUACAGUAGCCGCUGCCAAUAAUUCGCAGCCACCAAGGAGCCCGAGCCACGCGGCCUUGAGAUGUAACGACAGUCAUCUUUCCAAACCGCUCAGUAGAAGUACACCAUCAAUGGCAGCUGGUGGUGUUGUGCAGACUCCAGGGAAGGUUAGUAGAUCUUCGUCCACAUCGUCGCCAACGACUACCAGCAGCGCGAGACAGAAGAAAUUCCACAGGCAUUUCUCUCAGGUUGCUGCGGACGAACGGGUAUUGAACUACUACAGUUGCGCGCUGGUAGGCGACAUCUUACUGCAAGGACACCUGUACAUUACACCAAAUUAUUUCGCGUUCUAUAGUAACGUGUUCGGCUAUGUAACGAAGCUUUUGAUACCUACAGUUUCCGUGUUGAAGAUCAGUAAAGAGAAGACAGCACGAAUCAUUCCAAACGCUGUAGCAAUUGCCACCGAAGAGGAGAGGCAUGUCUUCUGUUCUCUUCUAUCCAGAGACUCGACCUUCAAGUUGAUGAAACAGGUUUGGGACGCUGCGUUGGAGCCACAACCGUCGCCAACGAUUCUACCGUUGAGCACAGAGCAGAAGCUCCUCACCCCAAACGCGUUGGUUGUCGAUGAUUCCGAGGUGAAUCCGGAGGAAGAUGAUUCCAGCAUGUCUGAAAGCGGGACAGAUCUGAAUUCCAGACCGCCGACCAUCUGCACCGACACCGAUGCUGUCCCAUUGAAAAUUGUCAGGCCUAGUUUGCCACCACCUGCAAAGGUGGAACCAUCACCGGUGCCGAUACUUCCAGCAACGUCCAACAACUCCAACGCUGUUUUAUCCUUGUUCACGGGUAGAUUGAGAACUAGCACAGUGAUUACCAUACUGAUAGUAGUCCUAGCAGCUCUAUACAUGUCGGCGGCUUUGAUGAUGAUUCGCAUCGACAGGUUACAUACGGCGUAUCUCAACCAUCCGUUUGUUUCGCCGGAACGUUUCACUCAGGAUCGACUUUUGCAUUACCUUAAUACAAACAUUGAUCAAAUAGUAAAGGUACGACAGAGUCUACAGAUGUUGUCGCAGCAGUUCGUGUCGAUGAGCCAAAAUGGAGAAACCGAGCCGAGCGUAUCCGGUGGCAUGUUGGAACCGGAAGACGCUCCGAGUUAGCCCCCGACGAAGCUAAAUAAUUUAAUGCAACCAAAUAAUAUAAGUCCCCGUCGCCUCGCUAGCGUAUGAAGCGUCUCGUAUUAAUACGUCGUUGUCUUCGUAAUCGGCGUCGAUUUAUUAUCGGCGCGCGAAAACGAUCUCGAUUCGAUCAAUUAAUUAACGGUGUCGCUUCGACGGUCCUUAAUAGGCAAUUAUUAUCGUUAGACUAUCUAGACUUACCUGAACAGGUUUUGGAGGUAAUAGGUUAUUUAAAGUAAAAGAACAAAAGAGACAAAAAGAAAGUAAAUUAUACACUGAAAAUUUUUCGAACGCAGGGAUCGCAACGAUCGUAACGAUCCUUCUACACUUAGAUUGGAGAGCAUGCGUAACUCGAUUCUUAAUUUUCAGUCACGCUUGCAGAAUUUAAAUAAGAUGCUUAAAGGCUGUAACAAACGAAGUAAAUAUAAAAAAGAAAAAAUAUAAGGAGCGCCAUAUAUACGACAUACGUGUACGAGUGUGUGCUAGACAAUUGUAUGUAUGACAAGAUGAUGCGAAAUGAAUUGAUGAAUACGAAGUAGAAGAAAAAAAGAAAUAUUUGAACGCGCAACGCGAGCGAAGGGAUUUUCGUUUUUGAAAACUAGUCACGUAUUUAUAUAUGCCCCACAUAUAGCAAGAGUAUAAUGAACAAAAAAAUGGAAUAUAUAUAUAAAUAUAAAUAUUAUAAAGAAGCUAUAUAUAUAUGUAUAUAUAUGUAUAUAUAUAUAUAUGUAUAUAUAUAUAUAUAUAUAUACACAUAGAAUAAUGCAUAUUUCGCGAUUACUUGUUGAUAUUGUAUAUCUGAGAUAGUUGAGGCACUACCUUUUUAAUCGAAACAACUGACAAAGAAUUACAUUAUAGAAUUAACAAAGUGGUUAUGCAUUUCUGUCGUACCGGAAGCAAGAAUAAUGUAUUGUAUCGCUGCAAGAAAGAUACCAAGAAGGAAAAAGUUUCUUAACAGACGAGCUUGUGCUGCAGUAUUUUGAUCGUUCGGAAUACACGCUAUUUCGUCAUCGAAUAUCGAAUACUGCGCCUUUUAGACAAAAACAGUUAAAAUGAAAAAAAAGGAAAGAAAAUAAACGAGACAUUGCAUUUCCCACGCACACUGGUGUUCCUACGAAAAAAAUUUUUCCGGUCGUUUAUUCGGGAUAAUAACGAAAGAGUAGUUUUCUUCGUUUCUCUGUCUUUCCUUAUCUUUUUCGUUUGCUUUUUUUUUACUUGACUCCUUCGAAACGAUUCUUGGUAUGCGAAAGUGCUCGCGAAAUAUUCUAUUCACUUAUGAAUAUAUUUCAAUAUCGUUGCACAUGUUCUUCUAUGUGUAUGUAAAAUAAUGCGAAGAAACGUUCGAACAAAGUGUUGUUAUAAUUGCGGUUAUAAUAUGGGAUAUGAGAAACGGGAGAUUUGACUGUGAUAGUAGGAUCGAGGAUCGAAUUUUGUUAAAACACGACCGCGUUUAGCAGAUUCGUCGUGUUCGUCCCAUCGAAACAAAAAUGAAAUAAAUAAGUAAAACUAAAGUAAACGAUAGACUGGUUAUUACGAUCGGACCAAAAAAAAAGAAUGUCGUAAACGCGGUCGUCAUUGCGCGAGAUCGCGUGGAAUCUAAAAAGAAAUGCUGUUACGUUAUUUACCUGAUAUUUAUAAAAACUAAAAAAAAUGCACGUACGAUGAAGCGAAAUUCAAUUGAACCGUUGUUUUUCGAUAUGAUUAUCAUUUAUUACUAUUAAAUCAUUGUGAUUGUAUUUAUCGAUAAACGGCGUUAAUUUUUAAUUAGUUGAACAUAUGUUAUACCUUUUUUGCUAUUGUUCGUCAUUUUAUUGUCAUUACGUUCGCGAAACGUAUAUUCUAAAUUGUAAGAAAGAGAAAGUGAAAAGAUAUAAAAAUAUGGGGGAUGUAUUUAUCUGGUGGCAAUUUAGUGGACUAUCUAAUUUAUUCUAAUUUAGUCUUUAUAAGUUUCUAAUUACGAAUUUAUAGUUUGAACCUUUUUGUGUACUUUACCUUUACGUUGAUUAAAUUCGCUGGAAUUUGUAGUUGCGAAUUGUAUAUGCCUUUUUAAAGUAUUGCUUAUUCACGGGGGAGGAGAUAUACUUGUGCCUGGCGUGUGCCGUAAUGAGGAAAUAUCGGCUGCAUUCUAAAAUAGAAAAUGAAACACAAGAGCGUACGUGUAUAUGAAGCAAAAAUUGCUGGAAUUCGUUCGUCAGGCGAUUUACAUCGAAUUUUAUUUUAUCUUUUCCUGAUAGAUUGAACGUUUUGAAAUUGAACGAUGUUAAUAUGAUACAGAAAAUUAAUGAAAAUUGGACGACGCUCGCCAUUUGAAGCGAAACAAAUUUAGGGGAAAAAUGGAAAACUAUUUAAUAAAAUUUAUGCCAAAUGUCGAAACUAUUGUACUUGUCGUAUAAAGAACAAGAAAUUGUUUUGUAAAAACUUAUCUGUUACUGUAAAUUCGCUAAAAAUGAUGUAGUCGAAUAAUUCACAGAGCGAUUGAACGGAGAAAAUAUUUUUCAGAAUGACUCUUUGGCGAUAAUUAUCCACUUGAUCUAGCUUUGGAUCUCGUUACGUAAAAUUUUAAACGGAAACAGGUCUGUAAAGGGACGAAUGGUUUCUCUCUUUCCGUUCUCGUACGAAUAUCGUUCGCCUUAAUCCUAUGUACUGUUAGAUCAAUGCUCAACGUACGACUCAUUUAUUCCUAGAAUAUGUAUCCGUAUAUAACAGCUCUUGAUUUGUACUUGUUCUAUAUGUGCGAACUGUCGUGGCGACGUCAAUUGAAUUUGCUGUACUUUUCAGAAUCUGAUGCUAUUAAAUUUAAUCAAAUUGACAGAAUUGAUCAGUAUUGAAUACUUUCAAACAUAAUAGGUCAAGGUUGUCUGUUUCGUAUUUCUGUAUAUUUUUAAUUUUUUAAAUAAAACAAUAAUUAUUUAUUUGAGAGAAUACAAAAUACUUUCAUUUGAUUUUUUUUAUUUAAAAGAAUUAGAAUUAUUAUUGAACUUUAUCAGUUAAUAUUUGUACUAUCAUUGUUUCUUCUUUUUAUAACGUUAAGGUUAAAAAAGCUCUAAGAUUCAUUUAAUUGUUACAAGGUAUUAUUUAAUCUCAUAGCUCAUUGUAAAUUUCAGGUGAAAUUUUGUGUAUUUCCAAUUUUUAGUAAAUUUGCUGUUAAAGAUUCGUAACGUAGUUAACAGAAUUAUGAUAUUAUUCUAAUAUUUAAGUUAUUAACUUGCGCUGUAAAUACUGUACUAUUUUACAUUCAUGUUAAUGCCUUACUUUGUCGCCCUGUAAGUAAUUGUAUCUUUACAUUUAAAGGCACAAUGUUUUACAACAGUAACAUCAAUAGCGGAAGUAACUUUGUUUCCCAAUAGUAUUUAACUAGAAUAAUAUAAUAGCUUUUCUGGUUUUUAAAUUUAUAUUAUUUUCCAUUUACUCUUACAUGUUUUCUAAAUGUCAUGAUUUAUAUUUUUGUGAUAUUAACUAGUUCAUUUGUAAUUAUUCAUAUUUUCAGUAAGGAACCAGCGUCUUUCUUGUAAAUUCUAAAUUAUUCUAAUUAAAAACGAGGAAAAUCAGUCUUAUAUAUGGAUAAAGCUUGAGCAGCACUAUCUUAUAAAAUAAUUUUAUUUUCAAUUAAGUUUAAUCUAUUUAUUAUUUUAUGAUUGUCCCGCAAAAUAUUUAAAAAUCUUAAAGAAAAAACGUGAUAAAUUACAUUUCCAUAAAUAAAAUUACGCUUAUCAAAAAUACGCUUUCAGAUUUCUCUUUGUAUUUGAUUUCGAGACUAAAUGUACGCUUAUGUAGAUAUGCCACCUAUUUGUAAAAUACUUGUAUCUUUAAGUCUAAUUGUUUUCUUCUUUCCAACUAUGUCAAAAGUGGAUUUAUCAUGUUUGUUCUGUGUGGAAUUUACAUAUGCAAAUCAAUAUACAUUUGAUCAAGAUCUCUAAGAACUAAGCAACAAAUAUAUUCAUCGAAUAUACAAUUCAAAUAACCUCAAUGUUUCUCUGCUCAAUUGUCAAUCAGAUUUUGAAAAUGUAUAGCUUUCGUUAACGAAUUGUAUCCUCUGCGUAAAUAAGAAAAAAGCAAAUUUGUCAAACCUGACAUAGAUGUGUUUAGAAUGCAUUUAAAAACGCGUGCCGGUUCCUAGUGAAAAAUAUUUAGCGCGCGACGAUAUAAAAAGGAAAAAUAAAGGUUUUAGGAACGAAAGAAAAGAAGACAAAUGAAAGACCGUACAAUUGGAAAAUUACAGACAGACCAAUAAUUUACAACGUAAUUUGUGUAGUCCGAUAAAACGGAACGCAAAUAAAUUUAUGGAAAAUUGAAA